Molecule: messenger RNA, 3795 nt
Organism: Anopheles funestus (African malaria mosquito)
Lineage: Eukaryota; Metazoa; Arthropoda; Insecta; Diptera; Culicidae
Product: polyadenylate-binding protein-interacting protein 1-like
Exons: 9
Coding region: 671-2494 (607 amino acids)
Biological process (GO): regulation of translational initiation
Molecular function (GO): translation activator activity; RNA binding; protein binding
Source: RefSeq, a predicted model, not a curated record
UGCAGCAACGUCAAACCAAGCGUUGACACUAGCUGUGUGUGCGUGCGUGUGUAUGCGCGUGUGAAGAAACGGUUCGAUGAAAAUUAUCAAGAGAGGAAAAAAUACUAAUCACGCACGUCAGGCAAUCCGGAAAAGCGAAUUGUACAAUUUGGUUAAAGAAAGCUGAAGCAGUGCGACGGGAAAAUAAAAGUGUUUGCUUUGCGCUAUCAUUAAUAUCCUUCCACCGGAUAGUAACGUGCGACACGCAUUCGUCGCCACGCGGUAGAUAGAAAGGCGUAAAAAACGGUGUUUGUUAACCGAGAGGGGAAGUGGCGUACGCAAACGAAGAAGAGAAAAAAACACACACAGAAGGGUGACCACACGGAAAAGGAGGCUGUAUGACCUGCGAGAAACGGCGGCGUAAAAGCAGAAUUGAAACAUUGUGAAGAAGAGUAUCGCAACGCGGCGCAUCAGUGCUAGAAGGUGAAAAAGGUGACUGAAAAGUGACGGGAAAAAAACGAGUGUGGCCUAAUAAAAGUUCCAUACACACACGCGCAGACAAACACACAGAACAAGCCGCAGCACAAUCAUCCCGUGAAGAAACGCUGACUGGAAAAUCGCUCGCGGGAACGGUGCUUAAUUCUCUUCAUUGAAAGCUGUAGAUUAAUCUUCAACCUACCGAUAUUCCCCGAUGGCUCAACAGGAAAAUUACCCCGAUCUGCGUGCCCCAAAAAUAAACAGUUUACCAAGCACGCCCCAGUCCAGUCUGUCUGCGAAUGCGCCCGUGUUCGUACCGAAGUGGCAAUGUGUUGUCCCACAGGAUGAAGAAGGCUUUCAGUCCCAGCUGACCAUGCCCCAAUCGUCGCAAGUGCAUCAAAGAUUUGCGAUGGCGCAGGGCGGCGGUGAUGGAAGUGGGGGAGGUGGUGGUGGAUAUGACUAUACACAGAUGCCGCACCAUUUAGCUGCAACCAACAAUGGGCCGAUGAUGGCCAAUGGGUCCGAUCCGGGCAAGCUGUCAGCAUUGCAAAACCGGUUAAGCAAUAUGCAGAUUUUGGACAGCGGUGAUAAUGGGAAGGAGUUCAAUCAUCAUCACCAGCAGCAGCCGCAGCAGCAGCAGCAUCAUCACCAUCAUCACCACCACAACCAGCAGUCCAUGCAUCAUCAGCACCAUCAGCAGCACCGUGGCCAACAGCACCCGGGAGGUCACCAUGGUUAUUACCAUCAUCAGCAGCAGCAGCAGCAACAUCAGUACGUGCAUGAGGUCAAUUUCCCGAACAACCAUCACGUACAGCAGGGUGGUGGUGGUGCCGGGAUGGGUGGCGAUCACCGGAAGUACAACAAUGGUGGCCAGCAGCAUCAGCAGCAGUACCAGCAUCAUCGCUCCCGGCAGCAGCACCAUCAUCAUCACCAGCAGCAGCAUCAGCAGCCGCACCAGCAACGUCAGCAACAUCAGCAGCAGCAGCAACAGUAUGGUGGAAACCAUCAUCACGAUUAUAUGGACGGUGGCGGAGGACCUGCCGGUUACAACAAUAUGGUGGCUCCCAACUGGGAAUCCAACUUUCAGGAAGAUCACGAUCAGCCAACGCAUCGACAAAUGGAAGUAAUGGACUAUCUGACGGAGGUGAUUGCCGAACUGUUAGACAAUCCGGGCAUGUUCGACAGUGUCCAGAAGCAGCUGCCGAUUAAGUUGAGAGAUCUGCGCCAAGAUCAUUAUGUGCUGAGCAGCACGAUCGAGAUGAUUUUUGAGCAAUCAAUCAGGGAAUCAAACUUCCGCUACAUGGGUGCACGUUUGUGCCAACUGCUGGACAGCUUGGCCGGUGGUGAAACUAAUUCAGUGCUCCGUGAACUGUUGCGGCUCAAGAUGGAGGACCAGAAUCUUGAGCUGCCCCGGUUUAUGACGCAGGAGCAGGUGAAGGUACGCGGUGCUACUCUCUUCCUAGCCGAACUGUACAUGCAGCUGAGAAAUCCGCAGCAAACAUUCGGUAAGACUAUUUCGGAGUACAUCAUAAACGCGAUCACGAUUCUGCUAAUGAAGGAAGGACCGGAAAACAUUAAAUGUGUCUGUCAAUGUUUGAAGCUCUGUGGGUAUGAACUGGAACAAGAUCGUCCUGACAAGGUGGAAACGAUCCUGAAGAAUCUGCAGACACCGAAAGCCGUACAGUCGUCGACGGAAGCGAUGAUACGAUCGGUGCUCGAACUGCGAAAGAAUUCUUGGGGCCGUAGCGAGGAGAUCGCUACCGCAUCCCCAAGCCCCGGUCCCGAGUAUAAACACCAUCCCGUCUUUUACGGUCCCGAUGGUAAAAUGUUGACGGAGGAGGAAAGCUCCUUCCUGGCGACUAACAUUGAAUCUGCCGGAGAGCAGAACGCGUACGGCAAUUACGACGAUGAGGAUGAGUUCGGUAUGGUCGAUCCGGAUGAUGAUCCGGAGGUGCAGGAAGCCUAUGAGGCGUUCUUACAGAGCAAUGCCCAAACCCGACUGCAGCAACCGGCAGUACGAUACCGGCCGGACGCGUAAGCACGGACAAACACAAACGCUCCAUCAUCGGGCACAGGUUUGUCUCGUCUCGAUGCUUUUCUUCCCUUCUUAAUGGUUCUUCUUCGGUUCAUUUGAUCAUGUGAUGUGGGCGACGUUCCCUCAUCAACCCACACCAGUGCUGCGGGACAAGAAAGGCAGGCAUGCAAAUACCGAAGUAAGGUAAGGUUUAUCCAGCUACAACCUCUACACUUAUACAUUCAAAUUGUCGAUAGAAUAGAAUGAGAUACUUCAAACAAAAACAAAAAAAACACGAUAAAACCACAUUAGUAAACAAUGAGAAGAAUGGUAAACAAUGAAACAAACAAAAAAAAGCUCCAGAGAACAUUAGCAAUAGAGUAAAACUAGCUUACAGAGAUGAAGAAAAACACAAAAACCCCGUGGAGAGAUACAGUUAAGGCAAACAAAGCAAAAACAAAACAUAAUUAGUCAAAUAGAGAGAAUGAAUAGAUGAAAACACUUAACAGCGCUGAUUGUGGUGAGUGCAUUUUAAACUGUUUCCAAAUGAAAAUGGUAUUUUAACGUAUUUUUUUUUUCGUGCUUGUAUUAGUUUUGUUAAAAAUUUGAAAAGUGUUCAGCAAUGUGGAUCAUAGCAUUGAUCAGUGGCAAUAGCCAAGAAAUGGACGAAUAAUACGCAAAAUUAGGAACAGAACAAGAGAAAAGAAAGAGAGAGAGAGAGGGAAGAAAAAACAAUCCUACAGCAUGUGCUAGUAAUAACUAAGGCAGAAUUUUGAAGAGUAAUUGUAAAUGAUCAAACCUCCCAGUGCGGUUCCCAAUUAUAGCGGCAAUUUGGACAAAAAUUCAUAACGUGUGUCGCACGGCUUUUUCUCGUACGCUCGCGUAUGUGGGAGUACGGCUUCCGCAAUACUCAGGAAAUAUUACACAGGAUGGUUUCUAUACCACACACACACAAGCAAACACACUCUCGAAAACUCCGUCUCAUGAUCUCAGCAAAGAAGCAGUAAAGAAAUCCAUUUAAAUUACUACUUGUGUAAACAUCGUAUACAAAAAUCGUUUGCUACCAGUUCUGUCGCUAAUACUUGUUCGCCGGGCUUGUUUCAAAUGUUCAAUUAUUGUAAAAUUUGUAAGCGUUAAACUGUACUGUUCCGGUAAUCUUUACAUGAUUAUGCAAUAUAUAAUUUCACACGUUUGCGCGCAUGUUGUCCUUCAUCUGCUAAACAAACUUUUUACAUGAAUUCGCUUUUUGUUUAGGAAUGCACAAAGUGUUCUCUGGAAUAUAAAACGAUGAAAAAAAACUAAUAAAUGAAACGAAAAUGAUGCAA